Scleropages formosus (Asian bonytongue) is the source of this 2530-nucleotide messenger RNA. RefSeq names its product MPN domain containing (gene mpnd). Gene Ontology annotation, molecular function: metallopeptidase activity; protein binding. Lineage: Eukaryota; Metazoa; Chordata; Actinopteri; Osteoglossiformes; Osteoglossidae. The transcript has 13 exons. The record is from RefSeq and is a predicted model, not a curated record. Bases 694 to 2073 code for a protein of 459 amino acids.
GUCGCCCUCCCUCGACUGCAAUGGGCGGCACACAAACACUGUGUGUAUGUGUGUGAAGUGGAUUGAGAAGGAGUCCAGCGGACAGUCGGGGGAUUGGAAGGAGCUGGUUAAUAAACUGAACACUAGUUUUAAUGUGAAACACAGUUGUGAUUGGAAUACUGGCUAAUGCAUUUUGUUAGUUUGAGCAACGCUGUAAUUUUUUUCUCUCUCUAAUUAAUAGUUAAUUUUUUUUCCUUCGCCGUCCGACAAUGGCUAGCUGGCUAAUUCGGGAAGCUCCGCGCGCGACUGUCUGCCGCCGGAAACGGACUGUGACACGAUAAAGUAACGGUAGAAGACAAACCGGCAAGUCCGUUUCGUCAUUACGAUGACAGUUUAUAAAGUUCGCCGCUUUGAGUUCAUGAAAUAAAAGUGAAAGAGUUACGAGUGGCGAAGUGUGAAGAAGCGGAGUGACAAGGACGGGAAAGAAGGGAGGGCAGCCCACACUGAAGCAACACAACAAGGAAACCGGAGCGCGCCCGUCCGCACGCACACACACACACACAGAUACACACACGCAGAGAAACAGGCACAGCCCUCGUUUGACGCUCCGCAAUAAGAGCUAGCUCGCUGACUGCGCGCCGAAACGAGGCUCCGAGCGCCCACCACCACACGGAGAUCUGGUCGGGAGCGAGCAGCACGGCGCUGCGGAGCGGAAUGGGUUCAGAGCCACCGUCGACCCCCCCGCCAGUGGAGGAGGGAGGAGAUGAAGAGGAAGAGGAGCUGAGCGGGACUGAGGAAUCUGACCCGCGGGCCCCCCCUGGGCGUGGAUCCCUGCUCACCCGGCGAGGCAUCACCUUGCGUGUGCUGCUGAAAGACGGCCUGGUGGAGCCGGGGGAUGGGGUGCUGUCCAUUCACUACCUGGGAAAGAAGUUUGUCGGGGACUUGCUCUGCGAUGGGAAGAUACGCUGGGUGGAAACUGGGCAGAUCUUCAACUCACCCAGUGCCUGGGCCACACACUGCAAGCGCCUGGUGAACCCAGCCAAGAAGUCAGGAUGUGGCUGGGCCUCUGUGCGCUACCGUGGCCAGAAACUGGUGCAGUACAAGACCAGCUGGCUUCACAAGUACCAGCCCAGUGCUGAGGUGAGCCUGGCCAGUGAGGGCGAUGAUGAAGAGAUGGGAGAGGAAGAUGAAGAAGAGGGGAAGGCCACUGAUCAGUUGGAAGAGAAGAACAGGAAGAGCAAGCAUGACCAGCACGAGAUCAGCAUGGUGCAGCGGAGAGGGGAAAGGGAGAGGGUGCCUGUGAGAUACUGCACGCUGGGCAGCAGAGACUCCGCCAGGGACCCACACACUCUGGUGGAACUGUCUGCCUUCUCUGCCAUCAACCGCUUCCAGCCGUUCAACGUUGCAGUGUCCAGCAAUGUUCUGCUGUUGAUGGAUUUCCACUGUCAUCUGACCACCAGUGAGGUGGUGGGGUAUCUUGGGGGGCGCUGGGACACCAACACACAGUUAUUAACAGUUCUCAGGGCGUUUCCUUGUCGCACACGACUUGCAGAUCGUGAUUCUGCACCUGUUGUUGAAGAAGAGAUUUGCCAGAACCUGUUCAUGCGGGGGCUGUCAUUAGUGGGCUGGUACCACAGUCAUCCACGUGGCCCGGCCCUGCCGUCCCUGCAGGACAUAGACUCCCAGAUGGACCACCAGCUACGCCUACAGGGGAGCAACAAUGGCUUCCAGCCAUGCCUGGGCAUCAUCUGUGGGCCCUAUUACCAUGGUAACCAGGGUGUUGCAUCUACCAUAACGCCUUUUUGGGUGGUUCCACCACCAGAGCAACGACCCAAUGACUAUGGCAUACCCGUUGCAGUGGAGGUGACUUAUGUUCAAGACAACUACCUCACCAGUGACGUUUUGAAUGAGAUGAUGCUGCUGGUGGACUUCUACAGAACAGCCCCUGACCUGGUGCAGUUCAGUCAGCUGUGGAGCCCGGAGAUAACAGUGCUGGACAAGAUCAAGGGUUCUCUGAGUGGUCAUGCUCCAAAGGACCAGUCCUAUUCUCAGAUCCUGGACCACGUGUACAACCAACUGAGCAAUAGCCGUUGAGGAACAGGACACAUGACCAUGAUCCUUGCGAGUCUUGGCCACCCUCCAUGGGGAGCCUGUUGCUGUUUUAUUCUCGCCUGUAUAAGUAUUGUGUAUGGCAGGGCGCCAGGCUCAUCUCACUGCUUAGUCUGUCUGCCCAGAGUAUGUGGCCAGUGUUGCCCUGGCCACGACCACACUGUGAGCAGGUUUGACUCCCUUUUAUGGAGCCUCAUGUAGGAUGGUAUCUUCCACUGCCUGUACUGAGAAGUGUGUACCGUUUGUCCUGUAUGUGCUAUGAAUGUCUAUGUGUCAGUUUCAUGUUAUUGUGUUGUCAGGGAAAUGGGAAUGCUGUGAUGGAAAUAGCCCAUGCCUUGAACCUGCUUAUUCUGAACAGUAUUUAAUAGAUCUGUAGUGUAAAACAGGAACAGUACCUUCAACCUGCUGAGUACCUUAAAUGAAUACACACACUGGACCUCGA